AACGAAUCCGACGCGAACUGCGGCAGAAUCCGGGUUAGGAGCUACUUAUCGCCUAGGAUAGUCAAUGAAGUGGUUGCUGGCCUCACGGAAGCACAAAAAAAGUUGUUCGUUGAAAAGGACUUUGGCGCCAUGCUUUCACUCCCAGAGAUUGUGAACGUGGACCGCCAGUAUAGUUUCUGGAAUGCGACUAGGAUAGAUCCGGUGAGGAAAAUAGUCCGAAUGGGCGAUGGCAGUUCUCGUCCGGUGACGGCUAGCGCUGUUAGGGACGUAGUCGGGCUGGGUAUGGGUGACAGGGAGAUCCCAUUCCCGCAUGAACCGAGCUGCGUCGAUCGGGAUAUCUUCAAAGAUGUGUGCGUCGGGUUGGGGCUUGCUGAAACGGUGGAUAGGAUUAGCUUGCAGAUGCUACAGUCUAUUCUUGCUUCCCCCGGUGAUCUGAGUAUCGACUUUGAGUCCAACAGGCAGUGUGCUGCAUUUGCUCUUCUUUGCACUACUUGCUUGUUCAACCCCAGAGUGAAUCAGAGGGAGGACCCGAUCAGCCCGGAAGUUUUCAUUGUUGUGCGUGAUCCAUCCAAGAUGUCUGAAUUUGAUUGGUGUGGAUAUAUUAAAAAUGUUAUCAUGGCUGGGGUUAGUAAAAUGCACGCAGAUCUGAAGGCCGGUGCAGUGGCAAUGCAGCUACAAGGGUUCGUGAUGAUUCCCCAGAUAAUCACAUUUGACGCGAUGGUGGCUGGGCGUGGGUUGCAACCAGGGCAUCCCCGCAUAGCGUUGUACACCGCCUCAGACUUCCAACUACUAGCUGGUGUGGACGCUGAUCGUCGGGUUAUAGGGGGGCACAGGUUAUACGGCAAGGCGAGGUUGAGGCCUGUCAGUGAGGAUGUCGUUGCUGAGGACUUGGUGUCGUGGUUCUAAGCCUGACAGUAGAGUGGGGGGUAGGUAUGGAGAGGCAAGGUCCUAGCUAUGGAGAGGUUGUAAGCACAAAAGAUGUACGAGUUCAGGCCCUUCUCGGAAGAAGUAA
Triticum aestivum (bread wheat) is the source of this 1012-nucleotide messenger RNA. RefSeq lists its product as uncharacterized. The record is from RefSeq and is a predicted model, not a curated record. NCBI's taxonomy places the organism in Eukaryota, Viridiplantae, Streptophyta, Magnoliopsida, Poales, Poaceae. Bases 130 to 906 code for a protein of 258 amino acids. The transcript is spliced from 3 exons.